Protobothrops mucrosquamatus (brown spotted pit viper) is the source of this 436-nucleotide messenger RNA. It is a transcript of the gene NDUFA7, whose product is annotated as NADH:ubiquinone oxidoreductase subunit A7. Gene Ontology annotation, cellular component: mitochondrial inner membrane. The transcript is spliced from 4 exons. Bases 15 to 365 code for a protein of 116 amino acids. The record is from RefSeq and is a predicted model, not a curated record. Gene Ontology annotation, biological process: ATP synthesis coupled electron transport; mitochondrial electron transport, NADH to ubiquinone. Lineage: Eukaryota; Metazoa; Chordata; Lepidosauria; Squamata; Viperidae.
AACCUUGAGCCAAGAUGGCGUCGGCCACCGGCAUCAUCCGCCUUAUCCGCAACUUCUUGGCCGGGAGAGACCUGCAAGCUAAACUGCAGCUGCGCUACCCAGAGCUCAUCUCCAAGAGGACCCAGCCGCCCCCCCGCCUCCCGCUGGGGCCCAGCCACAAGCUAGCCGACAACUACUACUGCACGCGAGACGGGCGCAGGGAGGCGUUUCCGCCCAUUGUCCUGAUGUCGGCUCAGAAGAAGUUGGCCCCCGGAGAGGAAGCUGGAAGCUCGGACUCUUCCGUCACAAGGAGGGAGAAGCUGCCUGUGACCCCCGGCUUCCCCCCUCGGAAGUGGGACCUGUCCAAGGACGAGCCCUAUUUGUGAAACCAGCCCCCAGGCUCAAAGGCCGGGCUGUGGGUCUGGGUCUUUCCCUUGGGGGCGAGCAGAAGCAGCAG